This is a messenger RNA of Meloidogyne enterolobii, 461 nucleotides long. The record is from the annotation of a GenBank genome assembly. NCBI's taxonomy places the organism in Eukaryota, Metazoa, Nematoda, Chromadorea, Rhabditida, Meloidogynidae.
GGAGGGAUGUUUUAAAAAACGGAUUUAUUUUUUUCUUCAAUAAAAAAUAUCUUUUAAGCCACCCUGCUGGGUUAAACGAAAUACAAUUUGAAGAGAAUAGAAAAAUAUUGAACUUCGAACAAACUGCAAAGAGAGAACUCGAAAAAGAGAUUAAAAAAAUGGCUGCAAUAAUUGAAAAAAUUAAAAAUGAUCAAGUAGUACCCGGGGAAUUAGUGUAUGAACUAGAGAAUAAAAAGGCAGAAUUAAAAGCCUUGGAGGAGCAGUUAGAUGCCGAUACUUUUGAGAAUGGCGGAUUUGUGGCUGUUAAAAUAGACAAAAAAUUUGCCCGUUUUUCCUUUUUAACUGUUGGAAAUCAUGAAUUGACAAGUUUUGCUAACGAACAAAUUGUGAAUGGUAAACAGAGUAAUCUUGGAGUGGUAAACAUUCCAAAUCGCUUACCGGAAACUGAUGAAGACUACUGA